Messenger RNA from Mytilus californianus (California mussel), 7098 nucleotides. RefSeq names its product nuclear hormone receptor FTZ-F1-like. NCBI's taxonomy places the organism in Eukaryota, Metazoa, Mollusca, Bivalvia, Mytilida, Mytilidae. The record is from RefSeq and is a predicted model, not a curated record. Gene Ontology annotation, molecular function: nuclear receptor activity; RNA polymerase II cis-regulatory region sequence-specific DNA binding; zinc ion binding. Bases 132 to 1685 code for a protein of 517 amino acids. The transcript is spliced from 7 exons. Gene Ontology annotation, biological process: tissue development; regulation of transcription by RNA polymerase II; hormone-mediated signaling pathway. Gene Ontology annotation, cellular component: RNA polymerase II transcription regulator complex.
UUAGUAUCUAGAUCUAUUUGUUCAGUACUAAAACCUCAGGUCGGAUUACAGUUUACAGAUGAAUUGGUUUUCUUUCUCAAUAUUUGGAUGUCUUAAUCAUUAAUAUAAAAAUCUAAUGAACGUUACUAAUAAUGAUUCAACAUACGGAAAGACUUGAUUUAGAUAUUUCGGCUCAAAAUUCCUUAUCGAAUGGAGAAAAUGGUGUCGAAUCUGCCUCUACUAACGGGCCUCUCGACGUUGAAGCUUCAUCCUCUGGUAAUGACAUGCAGUACUCUGGUGACUUGAAAUUUGGUUGGGAUGAGCUCUGUCCAGUCUGUGGUGAUAAGGUCUCUGGAUACCACUAUGGUCUACUAACAUGUGAAAGCUGUAAAGGUUUCUUUAAACGAACAGUUCAAAAUAAAAAGGUGUACUCUUGUGUGGAUAAUAGAUCAUGUCUAAUCGACAAAGCACAGAGAAAGAGAUGUCCUUUUUGUCGAUUUCAAAAAUGUUUGAAUGUUGGUAUGAAACUAGAAGCUGUAAGGGCAGACAGGAUGAGAGGUGGAAGGAACAAAUUUGGCCCAAUGUAUAAACGAGACAGAGCACUGAAGCAACAAGCAGUUAGACAACAGCAACAGAUGCUGGCACAAUGCCAAAUACGACUACAGAAUGGGAUGACAAGUCCGGAUGAGGAUAUUAAACCAGACCCAGCAAUGUUACAGCAUAUUUCACAGAUGGUCUCAAAUAGCAUGGGAUACAACAGCUCAAACAUGUCAGGCAUGCCAUCACCUUCCAUGCCUGAUUCUCCUAAUUCUGACAUCAGUUGUGUGUCGUCCUCCCAGCCGUCACCCAUUACGUCACACCCACAAUCGCCAUACACCAUGACCCAGAACUUCCAUCCACCUUCGAUGAUGCACGACCCCAGGAACCAUUACUCCAUGCCAUCAUAUCAAUAUCAUCACCAGAUGGCACCACCAGUUAUACCAAUUGUGCCUCAGACAAUUAUAAAUAUGAAAGCAAAUAUGACUGAUGAAAUGGAAAUCAAACACAAACUAUUAUCAUUUCUUCAUAAUGCAUUUGGUGCUGAAGAUAUUCUUAGUCAGCCAAUCAAAUUAUUACAGAUGAUUUGUAAACUGUCAGAUCAGCUACUAUUUCUAAUGGUGGAGUGGGCCAGGACUUCUACUUAUUUUAAAGAACUAAAGGUUGAAGACCAAAUGAAACUAUUACAGAACAGUUGGAGUGAGAUUUUAAUAUUAGACUUUGUACAUAGACUUGCUCAUGAUACAUGGAGUGGGGAGGUAUUAAUGGGAAAUGGUCAGCGACUAAAUAUAGAUUGUUUAGAUAAACUAGGAUUAUCAGACUGUAAAGAUAGGAUUAGAGACAUGGUACGAAAAAUGAGAGAACUGAAAAUUGACGUCAACGAAUAUCUUUGUCUGAAAUACCUGAUUCUUCUUAAUCCAGAUGUCCCUGGGCUUGAAAACAGACAACAUGUGGAGCAGUGUCAAGAAAAUAUAAAUGCAGCAUUAAUGGAAUACUGUAUUAACUUUUAUCCAAGUUUAAAAGACAAAUUUGGCCAAGUGCUACUACGGCUACCAGAAGUUAGGGUUAUAAGUAUUCGAGCAGAAGAAUUUCUUUACUACAAGCAUUUAAACAAUGAAAUUCCGGACCAGACUCUUUUAAUAGAAAUGCUCCAUUCUAAGAAAAAAUAGUGAUAUUUAUAUAUAAACUAGAUUUGACUUGUGCCAUAGACAGGUGACUCCCGCUCCUUUGUAAAAUCAGAAUAUUGGUACCAUGGAAAUGGUAAGAAGCUCCAGGCAGCGAUAUAUAAUGAUCAGAGAAUGAAAGGUGUACUACUGGUUUGUACGGAUGUUGACCUCAGAAUGAAAUCUUUGCAAUAUUCAUCUUAAUCAUCUGUGUUUUCUGAAGUUCGAGCCUAUUUAAUAUUCAUGGCAAGUAAUCUGAGAGCGAUACAGGAGCUUUUUAAUAAUAAACAGGGAUAAGGGCUAGAUUUUAGUUCAAAUAGAUUAAGCAUUAUUGUGAACUAUUUACAUAUUUUCCAGUUUAAAAAGGUUAUAGUUGUCCUGAAUUUGUCUGAAAACUUUGUGUUCAGUCUGAAUUGUGAAUUCUUUUCUUUUUAUAUUGGUGUAUAUCAAUCUUUCCGUAUAGUUAUCACAUGAAGUUUUUAUACUGUUUCAUGGUUUCCUCAUACAGAUCAGCUCAGGUUUUGACUUUUGAUUUGACCUUGGUCAGAAAAUGUUAUAUUUUUGUGAGAAUAGUGAAUUAGACAAGUCAAAAGACAAAUAAUGUUUCCAUUAUUCAUAUAUAUACUGUUUAUGAUAUAUAUGUAUAUUUUGUUAUUGACAUGCAUUUAUGCAUAAGAUAUUUCUUGCAAAUGCAUACAAAUGGAAUGAAUAUUCAGGGAUGUAAAUUUCCUUUUGUUAGUCACAAGCUUUCAAAAUUGUAUAUUCCCCCUCCUGAGAAGUGGUUAUUAAAAUCAAAUAUUAUACUUGUCAUUACAUUUCAGAUAAUGCAUUUUGUUGUGGUCUACCUCUUGUAAUAACAGCUAAUUAGGAUGUUUUUUUUUCUAAAACUACAAAAAAUUUAAUGCAAUCUGAAUUCUUUUUACACAACUAAGACGAAAAUUUUUAUCAAUAUCAAUUUUGGUUUUAUUUUGACAAUUAUAAACAAAACACACAUUAAAGGUUCUUAUAUGACUGGUUAUUAACAUUUUCAGCUAAAUACCACUAUGGUGAUAUUUUGUUUGUCGUUCUGGUGAAUUCUUCACACAUUUUGUCCUUUUGGGGUCAUUUAUUAAAAGUCCUUUCAAAGAGAUUUUAUGUAUAACUUUUGUUUCCUGUUUUUCUUGAUUUCCCAGAUGUUUGUUAUUGGAAAUUAUACUUGUUAAUGAUCAUGAUGAUGUUAUAUCUUUCAUUUUCUUUUUUUUAGAACUAACGUGAUUAAUUUGGAUAUUUCUAAAUAUCAAGUCAACAUUGACAUUAUCUUUUUUUUUUUUUUUUUUUUUCAUUGACAUUAUCUUGAAUGCUAAUUUCACACAUGUCACUCAAAUGAGAGAAGAAGUCACGAUGUAAACAAAGUAAUAAUUCUAAAAAUAGAGACAACUGACUUCAUAUACUGUGGAUUCAUGCUUUUCAUAUGUUAAUGAUUUUCCACCUUCCGUUUACCUUUUUUUUUUAGAAAUAACGCGAUUGAUUUGGAUAUUUAUAAAUAUCAAGUCAACUUUGACAUUAUCUUAAAGUACACUUUCACACGUAUCACUCAAAUGUGAGAAGAAAUCAUGAAGUAAACAAAGUUAUUAUCCUAGAAAUAGAGACAUUUUGCUACUGAAGAUUGAAGAAGAAAAAAAAAAAUUGUGGAUUUGCCAAAGUUUACUUCAUACAAGCCCUAUAGGAAAUUAAUACUUCAUUGAGAAUUUAAAUUCUUGGUUCAUCUUUACUAAUGAAAUCCUUGAAAAUUAAAACCCUAUAAAUAACACUGGCUCCACUGUAGUACAGAAUGUCACCAAUCCUAUCCUGUUGAUCACUGUAAAUUCAUUUGAUCAAAGGCUCAGCUUACUCUUGAAAGUUACAUUCUAUUGGUCAGAUUUUAUUUGGAAAAAUAAGAAAAGGCAACGCAUUCACUUAAAACCGUCAUAAGUAAGAAUAAGUUAUUUCUUUGGCAUUCAAUCUUUUUUCAUUUUUUAAUGCAAAAUUUUUGCUCAACUAUGAUUUUUUUAUGUGCAACAACAAUUUACGAUAAUAAAACAUCUAAUAUUGAUUUUUUAUAUUAUUAUGCACAUGUCAAUUGUACAAAUGUAAAUGUUCCCUUGACUUACUGACGAUGACUUAAUAUGUAAAUGACAAUAUAUGUACUGUCCAUGUGUUUCAGUAUUAACAUUGUUCAAGGUUGGGACCGAAAUUUUGAAGGAAAGGUGUAUCUGAAUACAAAAAUACUACUGAAAAUAUAUAAAAGAAAAGUAAAGGAAUAGAUCUCUGAUUUGAAGCAGUAUUAUUUUAAAAUACCAAGUCUAGUGGACUUUUCAUAAUAAAAUGCGUUGAUAUUAUUUCUUAAAUUCUUUGAAUUGAUAAAGUUUCUAUAUAGAUAUUAUAUUUCAUCAUCGUUUUGAAAUUGAAAGCAAGCAAUACCUACCAUUGUCUUAGGACAUAAUUAUAUAAUCAUUGAAGAAAUAGUAUUAAUUCGUGAUGGAUUAAACAAUAUCUUUAAUUUUAUUUCUUCCUGUGAAUAACAUAUAUCUUAAAAAAUUCUAAACCAUUUUCAGAUUUACUAUGCUGAUAUAUAAUUUCUUUCAGUUCUUUGAUUCUAAAUUAAAUCUACAAUUGAUUGAAAUAUUCUUUUGUGGCCUUUUGACUCUCUUUUUCCUCUUUUUGUUAUUCAUAAGAGGUCCACAUAAACAUUUUUAUUCCAUUUUUUUUAUGGGAAUAUUUUAUAUUGCAUGUGGAGAAAGUGACUAACUAUAUGUAGGUAGCAAAUAUCUUAAUUGUCCAUAGAAACGAAAAAAUUUGUAACAGUAAAUACUUAAUAGUAUUAAGAUGUAAAUAAAAAAUUAAAAAAAAAGAAACAAAUAUAAAGUGACCCAUCAGUAACAAUGUUAAAGGCAAGACUUAAUGACAGAUUAACUUGUUUACAUGGUCGAGCCAUGCUAAUCGAUAGUAUUUUAUUUGAUGAAUAUCAUGUAAACAAGGUCAUAUGUUAAUUUAUUUUACUUUUUGAGUAGUUUAUUUUUAAGCAGCAUCAGUUAUUCAAAGUCGGGCAAGUAAAAGAAAUCUUAACUUUCUCUUUUUAAGAAGACUCUUCUUUCUUCUGAAAAUCUGUACCUAUUAUUAAAAUUGCUUGUUACAUACAUAAGUGCUGUUUUAUUCUCUUUUUUGCAAUUUGAUAAAUAUACCCAUGUUAUGAAAUAGGGCAGCAAUUUGUAUUGCAAAAUUAUAUGGGAUGUUUUUCAGACAAUCUUGGUGAUUUACUCUCUGAUGAACAUGGAAAAGUGCUACAAAUUUUGUUAUUGCAUCACAAAUGUUAUAUUUUUAAGAGAUAUUUUUAAUUUGUUCUAUUGUUAAUUAUUUCUAAGAAAAGUGCUUUUUAUCUUAGAUUUUUAUUUUUAGAUAGCAUUUUAGCUUCUUUUAAACUAAUACAGAAUAAGUACUAAAAUCAUGUUUAUGGAUUUUCCUGUGUUAAUGAUAUUUAUGAUAUAUAUUUUUGUGGAUUUAUUGCAUUUCCUUGCUAAUAAGGAAUAAUUGCAUAUACAUUCAUUUUCAACACUAUAUUAAAAUUUACAUCAUGAAACUUUAGAAUUUCUCUUUGUGAUAAUAUAAUAAUGAUUAUAAAAAAAAUCUUGAAAAUUGUGAUCCUUUAAAAUGAAUUCACACACAGGUUUUUAAUUCUUGGGCCAAUAAGCUGAUUGCAGAUGCAUAGAGGAGGAUGAAAAUCAUUUAUUUCUCUAAUAUGCUGCUGUCUUUGUAUAAUUUAUGUUAUUUAUAAUCAGAAAGUGCUUAUUGUUUAUUUAUUAUUCACUUGUGAUCUCAUACCUUCAUAAAUUGUGAAAAAGUGAAUUUAUAUCAGACCUUUCCAUCUGCUAUGAUCAAUUGUAUUUAUAUUUCAUUUCACAAAUAAUAACGAUUCUGUGUGAAAGGAAACACAAGGACAAGUGACAUCACAUUAAAACUUUCACAAAUAUAGUAUUGCAGUGUAUAUAUAUAUCAUUGUGAAACCCCUCAUAAUAAUUUUUUGACAGUACACAAGGGCAUAAAAUUUGUGCAUGUAGCUUUUUGAUGAGUUCAAUACAUCUUUAGACCUGAUGAAAAUAUAUUGACUAGGGACUUAAAAUGGGAAAAAGUGACAAGAAUUAACAAAUCACAGCUUUGGAAUAAUAUGACAUUAAAUAAAAGUUAUCGAAAUUAAAGCAGGCCAUUACACCUAAACUUUAUUUUAAGUGAAGCUAUUCAGAAUAAUAAAAAAAAACCAGUCCCAUGUUCCGUUUAGACGGAUUAUUCAUUGUUCAAAUUAAAAAAAAAAAUACAAUUGAUCAUAUCAGAUGUUUACUCAUAGACUUGUUGUGAUGUAGAUGAUGUAAAUAUUACAGUAACUAGUGCCAUGUUUUUAUGGGGUCAUUCAUUACAUUUUAUAUAUAUGUGUGUGUAUGUAUUACAAUUUCUUGUUAUUUUAUAAGUAUGAUUGUUAAGAAGGUUUAUGAUGUAUUUAGACACAUCAGGUGUAUUUUAGGUGUAUUUAUUAUGAAAGUUUCAUUUAAGAGUUCACAAACAUUUUCAAGAUUAUAAUGAUUUAAGAAUUUUUAUUACAUAUUUUUUUUUUGCAUCAUUUUAAGUCUAUUUUAAUGUAUAUUCACACAGAUAAUUUGAUAUUAUAGUAUAUGUUUUUGCCAUCAACAUGAUAAAAUAGACUUUUUCGAAGAGCAUUUUGUUUGAUCUCACUUGUUUAAGGAUGAAAGAAGAGUUCAUUUAUGAUGUGAAACUGGCAGUCUCUGCAAGGACUACAACCCCAUAAAAUCUUAAUAUUCAAAGAUCUAAGAAAUUUCAUCUGUAAAGUUGAAAUGAUAUUUCCUUUCUUAAAAAAACUAGGAUAUCAAAACCUAGAAAAAAAAAUAAUUGCAAUCAUCUUCUAGUCACAAAAAAUUUAUAAUGCAGAAAUACAAAUUAGCCUUUUAGUUUCAAUUUAAAGUUAUCAAUCGGAUCUUAAAAUUGUAGUACAUAUAUUUUCUUAUGACUAGAUCCUUUUGAUUAAAAAAAUUAAUUUGUGCUGUGAAAAAAAAACUCAUUCCAUUCUUUAAGUUUGUAUGUUUAAGCAAAAUUGAAAGUUCUUGGCCAAAGGCUCAUCUACAAAUGUAUACAAAUGAACAAUUGUGAUUGAUUAAAUCAGAUAAUGUUAAUGGUUUUGUUGUAAACAAGGGAGACAACUUGGCUUCAUUCAUUGAGAAUUGUAUAUUGAUAAUAAUAUAUAUUGUUGAUUGUACUUUUGACUGAGUCUUUAACAAGUAGAGAAAUAUUACUAAUGUUUUCAGAUGUAGCAUUUAUAAUGUGUACAUUCUCUUGUUAGACUUGUUAAUCCAGAGACUCUCUGGAGAAAUCUAAACAAUAAAAGAUAAAAAUAAAA